Molecule: messenger RNA, 7071 nt
Organism: Paramormyrops kingsleyae
Lineage: Eukaryota; Metazoa; Chordata; Actinopteri; Osteoglossiformes; Mormyridae
Gene: med1
Product: mediator complex subunit 1
Biological process (GO): cellular response to thyroid hormone stimulus; regulation of transcription by RNA polymerase II
Cellular component (GO): mediator complex
Molecular function (GO): nuclear retinoic acid receptor binding; nuclear vitamin D receptor binding; transcription coregulator activity
Source: RefSeq, a predicted model, not a curated record
AGCUUUUUCAGAGGCGGCGGAAGAUCACGAAAAUGGCGGCGGUGUCCACAGUUUCAAUGCAGGACAGUAGCCCAGCAAGAGAACUUGGUAUUCAGACUGGUAGUGCCCUAGUAGUCGGAGAUAGGAUAAAAGUAGAGGAGGGAACAGAAGCAGAGAAGCAGAGUCGGAUGAAUGCCCUGCUGGAAAGGCUCCAUGCUAAAUACAAUACUGCACGCCCAUGGCAGGAAACCAGCAAGGUGGUCCGGCAGGCUAUGGAGAAGCGUGGGGUAAUGAAUGCUACUGGCCAUCAGCUUCUUCUCACAUGCCUAGAAACGCUGCAGCGUGCCCUGAAAGUGAUCUCCCUGCCCUCUAUGACGGACCGUCUUGAGUCCAUUGCUAGACAGAACGGGCUAGGCUCCCACCUCAGCCCCUCUGGGACAGAGUGCUACAUCACAUCAGACAUGUUUUACGUCGAGGUGCAGCUAGACACGGGAGGACAGCUGGUAGAUGUCAAGGUGGCGCAUCAUGGAGAGAAUCCUGCGAGCUGCCCAGAGCUUGUCCAGCACCUUCGAGAUAAGAACUUUGAGGAAUUCUCCAAACACCUCAAGGGUCUGGUCAACUUGUAUAAACUCCCUGGAGACAACAAGCUUAAGACAAAGAUGUACCUGACCCUACAGUCCCUGGAGCUGGACCUCACAAAGAUGAUGCACAUGUUCAGGUUGGCCACAAAUGCCAACACUCUGGACACCAUCCUUUAUGGGAGCGUCGGUCUCCUGACAGCUCGCAGUGGAGGUCACCUGUUGUCAUUGCAAUGCUACGUGUCACCGUAUGAUGUCUUCGAGGAGGGGACGAGAGCACUGCUGAACUUCACUGAUUCCAAUGUGCCUCGCUCCCUAGGCAUCAGCAUGUCAGUGACAGUGGAAGGCACUUCCUCAGUGUACAAGCUGCCCAUUGCCCCCCUGAUCACUGGCUCCCACCCUGUGGACAACAAAGGAACUCCUUCAUUUUCUGCUGUGACCAACUCAAACUCUGUGGACCUACCAGCCUGCUUCUUCCUGAAGAUCAAUCGGCCCACUCCCUGCUCGCUGUCGUUCAUACAGCGCAUGGACACCAUUACAGGCAUCUCUGUGUUUGAAACCUCCCCUGCCCUGGCUCCGCUGUAUGAGCUCAUUGUGCAGAGCCAGCUACAGGACGAGGGGGCGGGCCCUAUGCCAAGCCAUGCACACACCAUGCGCUUCUAUGCGUCUCUGCCCGGCCAGCAGCACUGUUAUUUCCUGAACUGUGACGCACCAGUCCAGGAUGGGCGGUGCCUGCAGGGGGCACUGGUGUCUAAGAUUCCCUUCCGGCACCCUGCACAGGUGCCAGCACUGCUGGAUGUCAUCCGACACCAGGCUGCAUACAACACACUCAUUGCUAGCUGUGUCAAGAAGACACUUAUCAAAGAGGAUACACCGGGGCUGCUGCAGUUUGAGGUUUGUCCACUGACGGACUCCAGCUUCAGUGUAUCCUUUCAGCACCCUGUCAACGAGUCCCUGGUUUGCGUGGUCAUGGAUGUGACUGAUUCAAGGCAGGUAUCCUGUAAGCUCUACAAAGGUGUCUCUGAUGCCCUCAUCUGCACAGAUGACUUCAUCACCAAGGUCGUCCAAAGGUGCAUGUCCAUCCCAGUCACCAUGCGAGCCAUCCGGCGCAAAGCAGAGACCAUCCAGGCUGACACCCCCGCCCUGUCCUUGAUCCAGGAGACUUUGGAGGACAUGGUGAAGAAGAAUCUGCCUCGUGCCUGCAGCCCCUGUUAUGGCAUGGGUUCCGGAGGUAGCGGGAGCAACCCCAUGAGCCUCUCAGGGGCCGGAGGGGGGAACACGCCUACUGGAGGUGGCGGCAUGGGAAGCAGUGCUGGAGGAGGGCCCUCCUUUACAGGCCCAAUCAACUCGCUGUUUGGCAUGAGCAGGGGCACGGGCUCCCUGUCGGAGGGCAUGGGCCAGAUCGGCGGGGGCCAGCAGCAUCAGGUACAGCAGCAGCAGGCUGCUCAUGGAGAUGACUUCAGUAAAGUCACUCAGAACCCCAUCCUGACAAGCCUACUUCAGAUCACAGGCAGCGUGGGCUCCAGUCCCACCCCUCAGCCCCCCUCCUCUGGGCCCCAGCCCCACCAGACCCCACCCCCAACCUCCUCCCCUGCCAGCAACACAAAGAACCACCCCAUGCUCAUGCACCUGCUGAAGGAUAACCCCUCCCAGGACUUCUCAGCCCUUUACAGUUCUGGACCUCUGGAGAGGCAGAACUCAUCCUCGGAGUCACCUCGCACCGACGGCCUGGGGGGCACUGGGGGGGGCACCAAGCCAAAGAAGAAGCGAAUGAGGGGGACUGAGAAGAGUGGAGUGUCCGGGGCAGCUAUGGGCAUCAAGCAGCAGCAGGGUGGGCCCAUGCAGCACCACCACCCCACUGAGGAUGACUUCCACCGCGAGCUUUUCUCUAUGGAUGUGGAUGCCACCCAGAACAUGUUUGACGUGAAUCUGCCAGGGGAUGGCCUGGACACUCCCCACAGCAUAACACCAGCCCCCAGUCAAUGUGGCACCCCCCCUGCAGGGCCCAGCAUGCCGUAUCACGCCCCAGCCCACACCCAGGCCCAGUCACAGCAACAGCCGCCACCUCAGCCACCCCCCUCAGGCCCCAACCUGAACCGCAUGACGCGCCUCUCCAGCUCUGACAGUAUCGGUGCUGACAUCAAUGAGAUCCUUUCGGACCUCCCCGACCAAACAGCGAAAGGAUCGGUGGGUGGUGGGGCCAGCGCUCACGGUCAGCACCACCUGAGCGGGGAGGACGCAGGCCCGCUGGGCACUCCACUGAGGGACUCCUCUAGUUCAGGCCAGGGCAGUGCUGUCUUUGAGUCCGACUUGUUCAACGCAGGUAGCAACGAGAACCCAUUCCCAGACGCUGCUGACCUCAUUGCCGAGGCAACCACAGCAGCCACACCCACCAGCGACUCCUCCUCCACUAACUUCUUCCCAGACACGGUGGACUUCAACCCUGACCUCCUGAGCACCCAGGGCUUCCACCAGUCCUACUUUGGGGACAGCUCCCCCAGCGCAGACGGGGACCUCGACCUGGGCAAGGGCUUUGGGGGCAGCCAGCAGAAUACCCCUAUAGGGACGCCCCAGAACCCAACUCCACAUGGGCGCAGCAGCCCUGACCCCCCCCUCAAGGAUGCCUUUGACAUGAAUGUCGUCUUUGGGGGUGCGGGUGGAGGAGGAAAGCCCCUGCUUGUGCCUGCCCCUGAUCUGGGGGACCCACACUCGGGAGGGGGGCAGAGUCCUCAUAUGAUGGGCUUGGGUGGGGGUGGAACUGGUGAAUUUAAGGGUGCUGAUUUGAAGAGUAAGCAACAGCAGAUGAUGCGGGGUAAAGAUGAUGGUGGCUGUGCUGGGAGUUCUGGCCUGGGGGGUGUGUUGGGGGGCCUGUCCGAAGGUAAGCAGGUGAAGCGGAGCCGCACCCCUUCCAGUGAGAGUAAGUCAAAAGAUAAGCCCCCCAAGCGUAAGAAGAUGGACCCUGACAGCAAGUCUCCGUCUCACAGCACGGGCAGCCGACCCUACACCCCACCCAGCGGGGCUGUGGGCUCUGGCGUGCCCAUGAGCUGUGGAGGCUCCAAAUCCCCCGGGAGCUCUGGGAGGUCACAGACUCCUCCAGGAGGCGCCACACCACCUAUUCCCAAAAUUACCAUUCAGAUUCCAAAAUGCACCUUGUCAGGGGGCAAGACCUCCUCCCAUGGAGGAUACACAUCCAGCAGCUCUGCUGGGGGUAGUGGGGGCAGCCUGGGUGGAAGCAGCAGCAGCAAAAGCCACCACUCCCACUCGUCAUCAUCUUCGUCCUCCUCGUCAGGCAAAGUGAAGAGCAACAAAUCAGAGGGUUCUCUGGGUCAGAGCAAUAGCUCCAAACCAAGCAGCAGCGGAGGGGGCGGGGGGCCUGUGGGCUCCCAGUCAAAGGGCUCCUCGCAGGGGAUCAGCGUUGGAAAGCCAGGCUCAUCCCCAAUAACUAAACAUGGGCUGUCUGGCAUGGGGAGUGGGGGCAGCGGGGGAGGAAGUGGCAGCAAAAUGAAACCUCAGGGGGGAAAGCCCCCAGGAUCUCUCAUGAACCCAAACAUCAAGCCCAACAUCUCACCGUCGCAUUCUCGCUCUGGCACCUCCGACAAGCUCUCCUCUCCCAUGAAGCUGCAGCAGAGCCAGGUCCCCGUGACGCCACCAUCCUCCAAGGCAAAGUCACCCAUGGGCUCAGGCAGUGGGGGCUCUGGGGGUUCAAAGUCCUCCUCAGGAAUGAGCUCCCAGAAGCAGAUGAGUGGCUCCUCUUCCAGCUCCUCCUCCUCAUCAUCAUCAUCAUCAUCCUCCUCCUCUUCCAGCUCUUCAUCUUCUGGCACCAUGUCAUUUUCUGCAGCUUCGCAGUCACAGUACAGUGGUGGUGGGGGAGGUGGUGGUGGUGGCGGCGGCGGCAGCAGCAGCAGCAACAACAACCCCAAUGCCAAAGGCAAGUCGCCGAGCCGCAACAAAAAGCCUUCCCUCACAGCCGUGAUUGAUAAGUUAAAGAGUGUGGGAGGGGGAGGGGUGGGGGGUGAGGAAGGUGGCGAGGGAGGCUGUGGAGGUGGCAGUAGUUCUGGAGGAGGUGCGGGGAUUUCCUCAAAUGUUGGUCCCCCAUCCUCCAAGCAUGGAAUGUCCUCCCAAAGCACGGAAUACAUGAGUAAGCGGGAGAAGAUGGAGAAGGAGGGCAAAUCCAAAGUGUUGGUGUCAGGGAGCUCAGGGGACAAGAAGCCGCUGGAUUCGAAAAGUGGGGGUGCUGGAAGCACCGGGGUGGCCAAGAUCAUAAUCAGCAAGCCGGAUGGGGGGUCUCCAAGCAUCAAGGCCAAGGUAACUCUUCAGAAGCCUGGGGAGGGCACUGCUGAUGCUAUGCGUACCCAACUGCCAGGUCUCAAGGCUUCUCCCCUGUUCAGCGGCUCCACGCCCAAGCAUGACCGCUGCUCCCCCAGCCACAGCCGCUCUCCGGGGUACAUUCCUCUGAACCCCGACAGCGAGAGCGAGUCUGGCAGCAGCUCUGUGGCCGAGAAGUCGCACCAGAACAGCCCCAGCUCAGAUGAUGACCAGGCCCUGCGGCCCCUGCAGACCCCCCACGAGUACAUCAGUUCCACUCCAGUCAGCUCAGGCGAGAAGCACAAGAAACACAAGAAGGAGAAGAAGAAGCAGAAGGAAAGGGAGAGGGAACGGGACCGGGAGCGUGACAAAGAGAAAAAGAAGUCUUCCUCAUCCUGCAGCUCAUCUUCACACCCGCUCAAGCCUGACAGCUGGUCUCGCUCACCCAUCUCAGCACCAGACCCAACACUUUCCAUGCUGGGAUCAGAUCGUCCGGCCCGGCCCAGCCCUCCCUAUCUACACACCGAGGAUGAUGACCUCAUGGACUCCGCACUCACGGGUAACCUGGAACCCUUCAAAUAAGAUGCCUGUCACCGAGGGACUACGUCAGAUAGAUUGGCACCAAGCUGGCGCUUUCUAUCGUGGCGAUGUGGAGAUCAGCCGUGCAGGAAGCUGGGGCAAAAGGAGCAGCCUUUUUGCUUUAUUUUUAUGAAUAUUAGCUGAUGUGGUUAGCAGUGUUGCCUUACACCUCUUGGACCAGGGUUCGAGUCUCCACCUCGACUCUACAUAUGUGGAGUUUGCAUGUUCUCUCCUUGUUAUCAAGGGGUUUCCUCCAGGUACUCCAGUUUCCCCUCACAGUCCAAAAACAUGCCAAGAUUAACUGUAAUUUCCAAAUUGCGCAUAGGUGUGAGUGAAUGGUGUCUGAGUACGCCCUGUAGUGAAUUGAUAGCCCAAGGUUAUUCCCUGCAUAGGCACCGCACCCCCUCCCAACCCAGCAUACCACAAGUGGGUGUGGAAAAUGGAUGGACAGAAGUUCCUCAAAGACCAUCAGCAUGCUGGUUUUCAUCCCAGCCAAGUUCCUUUUUUCCUUUUAAAUGUAAAUGUACACUUCUCUUGAAUAUGGCCAACAAAGUUGUUUUACAUGCAGGGUAAGGUUUGAAAAGGGAAAAAAAACAAAUUGACUGUAUUUGUGAUCAUGAUAAUGUAUCGUGCACCAGGGCCUCUGGGCAUACAAUGAUUUAAUGCUGUUCAAUGCUUGUGUGAGUUGCAUGAUUAUCUAAACCCUGCUAUUUUAUCAUAUGUUCCUUUGGGAAAUCAAAUUCCCCCUGGAUGUUCUUUUUAAGAAAUUUCCUGUACUCUUUACUGCGGAGCCAAAAAAACUGCAUCCUAAUUAUGGUUACAGAGAUAGGACCAGUGUGACACAUUUGGAGAAAAAUUGCACAUAGUCUAAAAAUCAAAACUGAAUAUUUCUAAUUCAGUCUUAAACAUAACUUUUGCUUCUGUUGCCUAAUUUUGAGGCCAAACACAUUGCAACAUUGUUAUAGUAACAUACUAAAUUUUAUUUCUCUACUUUUGAAACUAAGGAGCAGGAUCUAAUAAUUUAUUUUUUUGUAGCAUGGAAGUUUUCAUUCAGUGGAUAAACUAUACAUUGUUUAAUCCUUAUUUUUUAUCUAUCUAAAGUUUGCAGAACUUAUUACUUAUGAUAGUUAUUUUUAAGAAUUGGUUUGGGAAGGUGUUCUGUGAACAGCUGUAGUAUUUUUACAUUUCUGUAAUCUGUCAAUUUUUUUAUGGAGUAUGUUACAUUGCUGAGUUAAACUUUUAAUUGUUGUACAGGUCCCCCCUCACACUUCUGUGUCACGUAUUGUGUAAUUGAAGAUAUCUUUGCUUUUCAACAAAGUAGAAAGUGGCAUUACCUGGAAAUAUGCAUUUACUGAACUUAAAAAAAAAAAAAAAAUGGUCUUUUUACCAAUGGAUUUCUUUGAACUCUAUUAUUUAACUGAGAAACAAAAACGGGCUGGAAGGGGGUGCAGCAAAACAAAACCUGCAUUAGUGUGAAAUGAAAUGCAACACAAUUGUCUUCUGAGGAUUAUGUUUUUAUAAAACAAAAAUGAAGUACAGAUGUACAUGCAUUGUACAUUGUUAGUUAUGAUUCUAUGUUUGUUUUCCUUUGAUUGGAAUUAGAAAUUUAUAUAAAAUUUCAUUCACCGUG